Arabidopsis thaliana (thale cress) is the source of this 1101-nucleotide messenger RNA. Its product is annotated as Pollen Ole e 1 allergen and extensin family protein. The record is from RefSeq and is marked reviewed. The coding region runs from base 115 to 636 and encodes 173 amino acids. The transcript is spliced from 3 exons. Lineage: Eukaryota; Viridiplantae; Streptophyta; Magnoliopsida; Brassicales; Brassicaceae.
ACCAUGCUCGUUCUUUGGGACCCAUUCAGUAAUGAAGCAAUUGUAAAACUUGUGACUGUCCUUGUAUCGUUGAAAUAUCUCUAUUUACUUAUAUAAUAACACAUCUUCUUCACUAUGUAUUCCUCAAGUGAUCUGUGCUUUUUUCCAAUGGCUUUGAGGUCACAUUUUCUAGCUGUGUUCCUUUUCUCAGCAACUCUCUCAUCUUGCCUCGUAGUCUCGGCUUCGCUCGUGGAAGGGAAAGUCUCUUGUUUCGACUGUCCCAAUGAUUAUGAUUAUUCAGGAAUCACGGUCGGAGUUAGCUGUAGCCACACAAACACGCGGUUCACUGUAACAACUGACAAGAAGGGUGACUUCAUAUCGGAACUUCCCUCAAAGAUCGAAUCAAACUGUGAAGCAGAACUCCAAGGCAGCGUCAAGCAACUUUAUGCUUCCAAGAAUAACGUUAAGUCGAAGAUUGUUAAGCUUGGCGGUGACAAAUAUGGUCUCUCUUCCAAGUUGUUCUUCUUGAAAUCAUGUCCAAGAAGCUUCGGAUCUUUUAGUUCGUCCAAGACCGUUGAUUUACCAGUUCCUCCCGAGUGGGGGCUGGCUCCGACCAGUUAUUACGUUCCUUUCUUGCCCAUCAUCGGUAUCCCAUGAUACGCACCGUUUUAAUCCUUGUUUUGUGUGUUUUAUGUAAUAUAUUCAAAUUAUAUAUGUGUAGAGGACAUGUAACUAUCUUAGCUGUUCUUUUCAAGUUCAUGCUUGAACUGAAGUUUGUGUGUGAACUUAGUGUCUGAAGAUGGUUUAUUUUUUUUUAAAAUAUCAGUAUUACUUUUUAUUUUGUGUCCACUGACAUAACAUAUUGUUCAGACUGUAUCAUUCAUUAAUCUUCAAUGCAGGAAAAAGGAGUGGGUGGUUCUGCUCUUCAAAUAAUCCACACAAUUACAUAUAUUCUAUUAUUAUGACUAUGCUUUUAAUUCUCAUUUCUGAGAGGAGUUUAGUGAUUGGUAGAUCAUCGAUGUUGUCUCUAAUUUAUUUUAUAAUUGUUUAGUUAGAUUUGUAUAUCAGAGCAGUUAAAUAUUUUGAUCUGCCAAUAUAUGCUAAUGAAAUUUAUCAAGUUUU